Messenger RNA from Drosophila serrata, 3095 nucleotides. RefSeq names its product glutathione hydrolase 1 proenzyme. Gene Ontology annotation, molecular function: glutathione gamma-glutamate hydrolase. The record is from RefSeq and is a predicted model, not a curated record. Gene Ontology annotation, cellular component: plasma membrane. NCBI's taxonomy places the organism in Eukaryota, Metazoa, Arthropoda, Insecta, Diptera, Drosophilidae. Gene Ontology annotation, biological process: glutathione catabolic process.
GUCGCGAAUGCCACCGCCAUCAAGUGAGAAGCCGCCGACGCGUCAGCAACAUGCUAUGAUCCACAAGCCACCUCCAACUAGCAACAGAGUUAAAUCCAAUCAGAGAGCCAAAACGAAAUCCAAUUCGAAAGCCAAAACCAAACCCAAAGCCAUAACCAAGUCGAAGACAAGCUCCAUUAAAAUCACUUGCAUUGCAUUAAAUUCCCUCUUCCGUUCCGUGUUUUUAUUUUUUCUCAUUAUUUAUUUUUUUUGAAAUUUUUUACGGUGCGUGCAGCGGCAUAAACGUUUUAAUUUGAAGCACACACACUUCUCUUCCGUGGAUAUAUAACAUACGUACAUAUAGUGUGCCCAAGAAGGUGGUGUUGCCUGUGAGAUCCAUAAAUCCCCAUUGGCAAAAGUAGCAGAAUGCAUUCCACGGCAUGCGGCGUCGGUGCCUCGGCCACAAAUCUCUCAACAUUGCAAUCCACAUUAUUAUCAUCCGGUGCGGGAGCAACAGGUGCAGGAACAGGAACUGGUGGAGCAUCGGCAACGGAUGCCUACAAAAUGGUGCACCAAAGCAAUGAGGAUGCCAUGAACAAGAUUCCACUCAAGUCGGCCGGUGGCCUGGACUCGGAUGAGGAGAAAAAUGGGGGCGAACUCAUGCAGGACACUGCCGCCGCCGAGGAGGCGCGACGCGAGCAGAUGCGUGCCAAUGUCCUGGCCUGGAUGAAGAAACUAACCAUCGUGCUGAUCUGUUUCAUUGGAAUCGCCCUCAUCAGUUACGUGAUUAUCAGCCUGUGUUUCAGUGACUGGCCAAAAUCGACACCAAAUAGAAACAGCACAACAACAACAACAACGACGACAACUACAACAACAACAGAGGGAACCUCAGCAACAACAACAACAAUUGCACCAACAACAAUUAGCACCAGCACAGCAACAACAAUAGCAACAACAACAACAACUACACCACCAACACCACCACCACCAAUAGCAACAACAACAACAACAACAAGCAGAACAAAUAGCAAUCCCAGUUCCACACUUAAACCAUUUACUUCAACAGAUGAGCAGCAGCAGCAACAGGAUCAUGAACAGGAUCACAAAGGAAAUAUUGGUAACCUAAAUCUACCCACUAUGGCCAGUACCCCGGCAGAUGAUGCAUUACCCAGUGUGGCAGCCUCAACAGCAGCAAUUACAGAUCAAAUACGUAUCGAUACAAGUGAUGAGUUUGAGUCCAUAUUGGGAGUCUAUCAGCAUGGAGCAGUCAGUUCCGAUAAUCUAGAAUGCAGCAAGAUUGGCAGUGACAUCCUCCAGAAGAACGGCAGCGCUGUGGAUGCUGCAAUAGCGGCUCUCCUCUGCAACGGAUUGCUGACCAUUCAGAGCAUGGGCAUUGGUGGCGGUCAUCUGAUGAAUGUUUACAUUCGCAGCGAACGUCAUGCCACGGCCAUUGAUGCCAGGGAAUUGGCUCCUUAUGGCGCCGAAAUGGAUAUGUUUGAUCAGCAGCCAGAGAAGUCCUACAAGGGACCACUAAGCAUUGCCGUGCCUGGAGAGGUGAUGGGUUACCAUGAGGCGCAUCAGAAAUUUGGUCAGUUACCUUGGUCAGAUUUGGUGGCACCUUCGCUAGAGCUGUGCGAGAAGGGAUAUCAUGUGUCCCAGCAUAUGGAACGGGCCCUGAAUGCUGCAUUGCCUCAUAUCAAGGAGCAUGAGCAGUACCAGAUUUAUUUGAACAAGGAGACGGGCAAACCUCACAACGCUGGCACUGUGGUAAAGCCUCCAAAGAAUCUCUGUGAGACAUACAAGCUUCUGGGUGAGAAUGGACCCAUGGAUCUGUAUAAUGGCACUUUGGCAAAGCUCUUGGUUGAUGAUCUCCGCGAUGUGGGCAGCAUUAUCACAGCCGAUGAUCUUUUAUAUUACGAGGCCGAUGUGAUUAAUUCCAUUACAAUGGACCUGGGAGAGGAUACACUGUAUGUCCUGCCCCCGGUUAGUUCCGGCUCCCUGGUGGCCCAUACCCUGAGCAUCCUGCAUGGCUAUAACUUUACCAAAGCGGAUCUGGCCACUGAGGAGUUGCGUGCUCGUACCAUUCAUCGUAUCACAGAGGCUCUGAAGUUUGCCUUUGCCCAGCUGGCGGAGCUGGGAGAUAUGCAUUUCAUUGAUGCCCGGGAGUUGGUCAGUCGUCUGAAUAGUCCAGAGUUUGGAGAUCAAAACAGAGCCAAGAUCAAUGACUCACAUGUGCUGCAGGAUCCGCAGGCCUAUGGUGCUCAAUAUGGCACCAAUGAGGAUGCAGAUGGUACUUCCCAUUUGGUUGUACUGGCACCCAAUGGUGAUGCCGUCUCGGUGACCAGCUCCAUUAAUUCCUACUUUGGUUCCGGCUUGAUUGGAGCCCGCACGGGCAUUGUCUUGAACAAUGGCAUGAAUGACUUUGCCGUGGAGAACAACUUCUUUGGUUUGCCCAAAUCGGCGGCAAAUACCAUUGAGCCGCACAAGCGUCCCAUGUCCUCGCAAUCCCCAAUCCUUUUGGCGGAUAAAAAUGGUGAUAUGCGUCUGGUUAUUGGAGCAGCUGGAGGUAGCAAGAUCAUUCCAGCCGUGGUUGAAGUGGCCGCCAAGGUGCUUUGGUUUGAUGACGAUCUGCGGGCGGCAGUGAGUGCGCCACGGUUCUAUCAUCAACUGCUGCCCGAUGUCCUGGAGUAUGAGGAAGAUGGCUUUCCGGAUUCAUUGUUGCAGCUUCUCACCCAAAAGGGUCACCGGCUGAAGGCCGUGAGCAAGACCAAGGCUUCUGUGGUUUCAGCCAUUUCAAGAAAUGCCACCGCCAUUUAUGCAAAUGCUGAUUAUCGUAAACGCGGCGGAGUGGCGGGCUUUUAGGAUGUUACUAAAGGAUGAGCUUCUCAUUCACACACACUCACACACAUCCACACACACACACACACACCAGCACACACACUCACACACACACCCCUCAUUGAGAUUAGAGAGUGGUGGAGUCGAUCAAUUCGCAUCACGCAAAAGUAUUUAAGCUAGCUAUGUCUUUUUUACAUACUAUGUAUAUCGUACGUUAUAUAAAUUUAUAUGCUACUACCUAACUACUACCGUAUACAAUAAAAAACAAAACAAACAAG